GCAAUGUUGUCUAUACGAAUGAGAGGAGCAGCUCGGCGGCUCAAGCUUCGUUACACGUGUGAGUCCGCUACCUCUCUUUCUGAGUACCCAUUUAGUUUAGUUGAGCUUUCUCGGUUUUUAUCGUCGGUUAGUUCAAGAAGCUCCGACCCAAGUUCGGGUUUUUGUUAUGAAACUAGGCCUCAUUGUGUUGAAAGUAGUGAUUUUGAUGAUUGUAAUAGUGGGAAUGGUGGUUUUAGGCAAAUGGGUAAUCGGAAUAUUGGGCGUGAAAGCCAAAGCUUUAAGCUUUUGGAAGUGUCAGAUAGUGAAGAAGGGAAUGAUAGAGAUAGUGAUAAUGAGGAUCAUGAUUUAAUGGUGUGGAGUUCUAAUAGGGAUUGUGAGGUUAAAGUGAAUUUGGGUAGAAGUGAAGGAGGUGGAGGUGAGGAGGAAUAUAGACACCCUUUGGUGAGAGAGGUGUGUAGGUUGAUUGAGCUUAGGACAGAAUGGACUCCAAAGUUUGAAGGGGAAUUGAGGCACUUGUUAAGGAGCUUGAAGCCGAAUCAGGUUUGUGCUGUUUUGAAGUCUCAGGCUGAUGAGAGAGUUGCUUUGAAUUUUUUUUACUGGGCGGAUAGGCAGUGGCGGUAUAAGCAUGACCCGGUUGUGUAUUAUGCAAUGCUUGAGGUGCUUGGGAAGACUAAGUUGUGCCAAGGUGCUAGGAGGGUUCUUAGGUUGAUGGCACGCAGGCGGAUUGAGCUUCGGUCUGAAGCUUUUGGUCUUUUGAUGGUGUCGUAUAGUCGAGCGGGCAAGUUGAGGCAUGCGUUGCGUGUGUUGACUUUGAUGCAGAAAGCAGGACUUGAUCUUGAUGUGGCAAUGUGUAAUACUGCGAUUUAUGUUUUGGUGAAGGGUAAUAAGUUGGAGAAGGCGUUGAGGACCUUGAAAAGGAUGAAGCUUAUUGGGAUUGCACCAAAUGUUGUCAGUUAUAAUUGUUUGAUAAAGGGGUAUUGUGAUAUGCAACGUGUAGAAGAUGCACUUCACUUGCUGGAUGAAAUGCCGAACAAGGGUUGUAAUCCUGAUAAAGUUAGUUACUAUACUGUGAUGGAUUUCCUUUGUAAGGAGAAGAGGGUCAAAGAAGUGAGGGACUUGAUGGAGAAGAUGAUCAACAUUGGUGGGUUGUUACCAGACCAGGUUACUUAUAAUAAUCUUGUCCAUGUGCUUUGUAAGCAUGGGUAUGGUGAUGAGGCAAUUGAAUUUUUAAGGGAAGCUGAAGAGAAGGGAUUUCGGUUUGAUAAGGUUGGCUAUAGUGCUAUUGUACAUUCAUUUUGUAAGGAUGGUAGGAUUGACACGGCAAAAGAAAUUGUUAGUGAAAUGUUUUCAAAAGGUUGCGCCCCAGAUGUUGUAACCUACACUGCCGUUCUGAAUGGUUAUUGUCGACUUGGGAAGAUGGAUCAAGCUAAAAAGAUGCUUCAGCACAUGCAUAAGCAUGGUUGCAAGCCAAAUACUGUAUCAUAUACGGCCUUAUUAAAUGGACUCUGUCGUGGUGGGAACUCAUUGGAGGCAAGAGAAAUGAUGAACACGAGUGAGGAAGAAUGGUGGACACCAAAUGCUAUUACUUAUAGUGCUCUGAUGCAUGGAUUUCGGAGAGAAGGGAAACUGGUUGAAGCUUGUGAUACUGUCAAGGAGAUGAUUAAAAAGGGAUUUUUCCCUAACCCAGUUGAAAUUAAUCUCUUAAUUCAGUCUCUUUGCGAAGAGGGGAAGAUGGAUGAGGCUAAAUGUUUCAUGGAGGAGUGUCUAAACAAAGGUUGUGCUGUUAAUGUUAUCAAUUUUACUACUGUUAUUCAUGGAUAUUGUCAAAAAGAUGACUUGGUGGCGGCUCUGUCAUUGCUUGACGACAUGUAUCUCAGCAACAAACACCCAGAUGCAGUAACUUAUACAGCAGUGGUCAAUGCAUUGGGAAAGAAAGGUCGACUACAAGAGGCAGCAGAACUUAUUAUGAAGAUGCUGGGUAAGGGUAUUGACCCGACUCCCGUCACAUACAGGAUGAUCAUCCACUGGUACUGUAAGAUGAAUAGGGUGGAUGAUUUAUUGAAAUUAUUGGAGAAGAUGUUCUCUAGGAAAAAUUGCAAAACUGCAUAUAAUCAAGUGAUUGAGAAGCUUUGUAGAUUUGGGAACUUACAGGAGGCUGAUAAACUACUGAGUAAGGUGUUGAGAACAGCUUCAAGAAAUGAUGCUGAGACGUGCCAUGUACUUAUGGAUGGUUAUUUACGAAAGGGGAUACCUCUGUCAGCAUACAAAGUGGCUUGUCGAAUGUUCAAUCGGAAUUUGAUUCCUGAUUUAAAGUUGUGCGAGAAAGUGACUAAGAGACUGAUGAUAGAAGGAAACUCCAAAGAGGCAGACAACCUUAUGCUAAGGUUUGUUGAGCGUGGAUGCAUAUCAAACCAUCAUCUGGAAAGCUAAGGAGAAACCUAAUGAAGGACAGCUCAAGCCCCUGACCGGGGGUUGAACAAGACCUGCAAGAGAAUCUAUAGUGACAGAGGAAGACAUUAGUAGAUAUUGAUGGUUGCAUCAUUAUUCCUGUGUUUGGGGGUAAAUGUUUGGCAAGAUCACCAUCCCUAUGUAUACAGAACUUGGUCUCUCUUUGUGGCCUUGGCUUGCAUCUUCUAAUGCUCUUUCAUGAGCUUCCUACGAAUGGUUAGUAGCGUUUUAGUUACUCUGCAUAGCUUCUAGCCAUUUACCACUUAGUAGUAAAGAAAAUAUUCCCAGUUAAAGGUCUAAUCCUUUCCAUUAUACCCCCCUCCCUCCAGGAUGGGAGCAGAAAGAAGUGUAGAUAAUGGUAAGGUAUAUAAAAUGACAUGUUGUGCUUAUGCCAGGUUAAUUUCGGUGGACUUCCUUCUAAUCAGCUAUUUAUUGUUUUCUUAAAUUAUUAUAAAAGUGGCAGAAUAGAUGGAGAAAAUACAGCAUGGUUUUGAAAUCUGAGAGGUUUUGCUUAUACCUGCUUAAGAAUUAUUAGUGGGGGAAUUUUCCCCUCUAAGUAUGAUCCAUGUGACACCUGUUACCAUUGUCUCGUCUAUUAUUGUUUAAAUGGGAAGUAUACUGUAUAGUACUACGAUGUUUGAGUGCAGCACUUAGCGGUUUGUAUCUUGCUUGGAAUAUAGCAUUCGUCCAUUUCGGAAAGAUGUGAAGAAAAGAGCAAUGAAAAGUUGGAGCAAUGGAAACGGUGGGAAAUAUGUUGUGGGGUUUUAUCUUUCAUGAAUAGAUAAAAAGGAUGUCUUUGUGUUGAAAGCCACCGUAUGGGAGAACAUGUCUGCUUUGUGGCCAAGCCAUUUCCAGCCAAAGAAUGUACUGUUGCUUGCUUGCUGCUGAAGAUCAUCAUUCUAAUGUGUGAGUAUCUCUUCUUACCCAUGUGAUCUAUCUAUAAAUUCCUUUCUCUUGCUUUACUAUGAUAUUGCUGCACUGAUGUGGGCACAGAAAGUAAAUACUCGUUUCGGAGCCAAUUUUUGUGGGCAGUAUCUCCUGCCAUGUAAAAUAUCUGAGACAGAGUCCUUUCUUGUUGGAAGCUUAUAGUCAUAUUUGGAUGUUUCACAUUGGCAUGUAGAACAUUCAGUUGUGAAUGGUCUGUUUAUGCCCAAGAAAGAGAAAGCAAGAACUUGGAUUCUAAGGAUCCAAAGUGAAUGUCCUCAAUUUGUUUCUUGUAUCACUUUCUUGAGUUUAUUACUAGCACAGGCCGGCAUUUUCUGCUUAGCUAGUAUACCAUGUCUCUAAUAAUAAUAUAUAACUAUAUGACUAUGUAUAGUUAUUUUUUCGAUUACUACUGUGAGAAAGAAGAACAAAUUGAUUCUUCAGAUAUUUUAUAGCACUAUAAUUUUUUUUGAGAUUCAGUGAAGCUUGAAUGUUUAAUGGUAUUGUGCCUUUACCCCACCUUAAUAUCAACAAUGGAUUGAAAGGGGCGGUUCAUAGACACCAACUGAAGAAUCGAUUUGUUCUUCUUUCUCCCAUCUUCAUCAAGUUGUUUUAUAUACUCACCAGAACAUGCUCCUUUACCCCACCUUAAAAUGCAGGUGCAGACUGUGCAGUAUAGCAGCUCCAUCACACCAAAUAAAGAAGGUGGAGCAUUCUUUGAGAUGAAGAUAUAAUUUAUUUUUCUCUAUUAUUGACAUAUCUCAAGUUGCCAUUACUGAUGGAAUUUCUCUUUGUU
Messenger RNA from Argentina anserina (silverweed cinquefoil), 4168 nucleotides. Its product is annotated as pentatricopeptide repeat-containing protein At1g09900. NCBI's taxonomy places the organism in Eukaryota, Viridiplantae, Streptophyta, Magnoliopsida, Rosales, Rosaceae. The record is from RefSeq and is a predicted model, not a curated record. Bases 4 to 2430 code for a protein of 808 amino acids. Gene Ontology annotation, molecular function: protein binding. The transcript has 2 exons.